AUGAAUGCUUCAACCAAGCUUGGAAUAGUUCUCAUCGUUAUCUUCGCAACAUGUCUUUUAGCUCUUCUUAUUGAGCUGAUUUACGUCUUUUGGCGAAAACGAAGCUUCCGUCAACGCAUCGUCGUAAGUGGCAGCACCCAUUUCGUUGACUCGGAGUUUUCGAAUUCACCUUUUUAUGCUGCUCCUUCUAAGGAACUUCUCUACUUCUUCUGCUGGAAAAACCAGCCAGCCCGUGUGGAACCCUCGCCUGGGGUUGUUUCAACGACUCCAACGGAGGCUGCCACGGCAGCGGAUUCGGAGGCAGCCGCCGCGGAGGAAGAUGAGGACGAGUUGGCGAAGUGGCAGGCGGUGUACGGACAGUCUAGGCUUUUGUAUACGAUCAAAGAAGAGGAAAGAGAAGGAGCUGACAGCGUCGAGAAUUCAGCUGAUCAGAGUGAAGCGAAAAGCGAGAAGCGGGUUUGUUUGAGGGACUGCUUUUCUGGUGGGGCCGAAAUGGCUGAUGACGUCUCUCUUGUAGUUGAUGUGGAGGAAGAAGCGACGCCGUUCUCAACCCCGUGUGCAUCGCCUUCUUACUUCACUCCUUCACCUUCUCCUGAUCGUGAAGUUGCGAUUUUGAUAUUGCCACCGGGAAAUGAUGACGUAAUCUCGCCACGGAGUGACGUUUCGACAGAAAGGAAAGUCGGGUUUCUGAGUUUAAGAAUCGAAGGCUAG
Molecule: messenger RNA, 711 nt
Organism: Durio zibethinus
Lineage: Eukaryota; Viridiplantae; Streptophyta; Magnoliopsida; Malvales; Malvaceae
Source: RefSeq, a predicted model, not a curated record